Messenger RNA from Triplophysa rosa, 2409 nucleotides. It is a transcript of the gene flvcr2b, whose product is annotated as FLVCR heme transporter 2b. Gene Ontology annotation, molecular function: heme binding; heme transmembrane transporter activity. Bases 340 to 1782 code for a protein of 480 amino acids. Gene Ontology annotation, biological process: transmembrane transport; heme export. Lineage: Eukaryota; Metazoa; Chordata; Actinopteri; Cypriniformes; Nemacheilidae. The transcript is spliced from 11 exons. Gene Ontology annotation, cellular component: membrane. The record is from RefSeq and is a predicted model, not a curated record.
UCUGCCAGGACUUUCACAACCGUGUCGAAAGUUUUAAGCGAAUGUUUGAAGAUUUUCCGGUGCUGCAGUCGGAGACCAGUCCAAGCAGCGGAUCUUUAAGUGGAGAUGAGCAUAACUAAAACUGAUAUGGGGAGUUUAUUAAGCAUUUAAUGUCACGCCUUAUAUCACUUAUUUGUCAUGUGAGGUAUUUCAGAAGAGUUUGCCAUGUUAUUUGGUCACGCAGAUAAUUUAACCUGCGUCUCUUUCAGUAUGAUAUCUAUGACUCAACUUGAAUGAAUGACUGAAUUAAAAGCGUCAGGUAAAGAUUUAGUGAAUUCGUUUGUGUAAACGAAUGAAAAUAUGGGCGAUGAAUCGAAGUCAACGGAUCGGGAGGUAAACGACAACUUCACAAACCCAGCGGUGACCGACUCAAACGCGCGUUUGGAGCCUCCAGCAACGCGUUUAUAUAAAAAGAGAUGGCUCAUCGUGUGUUUAUUCAGCUCGUAUUCGCUCUGUAACUCAUAUCAAUGGAUCCAAUUCGGAAUAAUCAACAACAUCUUCAUGCGCUUCUACGGUGUCAACUCUUUCACUAUCGACUGGAUGUCCAUGAUUUACAUGCUAACGUACAUUCCGCUCAUUUUCCCCGUCUCGUGGCUCCUGGACAAGAAAGGGCUGCGGGUCAUCGCGCUCGUGGCUGCUGCUCUGAACUGCGCGGGCACGUGGAUCAAGGUGGCCAGCGCGAGACCCGACUUGUUUCCGGUGACGUUUCUUGGUCAAUUGACAUGCUCGGUCGCUCAGGUGUUCAUCCUCGGGAUGCCCUCGCGCAUCGCGUCCGUCUGGUUCGGUUCGGAUGAGGUGUCCACCGCGUGCUCCAUCGGGGUCUUUGGAAACCAGUUGGGAAUUGCCAUCGGCUUCCUCGUGCCACCGAUCCUGGUUCCAAAUGUGGAUGAUAUGGAUGAGCUGGCAGGUCACAUCAGAAUUAUGUUCUACAUCACGGCGGGUGUGGCCACUUUCCUAUUCGUCUUGGUUGUGAUUGUGUUUCAGGACUGUCCAGAGAUCCCCCCCACACACGCACAGGCCGCGGCCCGUCAGAUUUCUCCGGAAAGCUACUCGUACACCGCCUCCAUCCUCAGACUGCUCCGCAACAAAGCCUUCAUCCUCCUCGCCAUCACUUACGGGUUGAACGUUGGCUGUUUUUAUGCCGUCGGUACACUUCUCAACCGCAUGAUCAUCGAACACUAUCGUGGAGAGGAAGUGAACGCGGGCCGGAUCGGGCUCACCAUCGUGAUCGCGGGCAUGGUGGGUUCCCUCAUCUGCGGUAUCUGGUUGGACCAAUCCAAAACAUACAAACAGACCACUCUAGCCGUCUAUCUGAUGUCUUUUCUGGGUUUGGUGCUUUUUGCUUUCACCUUAAAUCUGGGUCACCUGUGGGUGGUGUUCAUCACGGCAGGAACCCUCGGGUUCUUUAUGACGGGAUAUCUUCCUCUCGGCUUCGAGUUUGCUGUUGAACUGACUUAUCCAGAGUCUGAGGGAACAUCUUCGGGACUGCUGAACUGCUCCGCACAAGUGUUUGGGAUCAUAUUCACAAUCUCUCAGGGGAAAAUUAUGGACUCCUUUAAUACUCUGGCUGGAAAUCUCUUCCUUUGUGUCUUCCUGCUCAUUGGAACCAUCAUGACAGGUUGUAUUAAAGCAGAUCUGCGCAGACAGAUGGCAAACCAGCAGGCACUGACAGCUGCCUCAGCAGGCAGGUCAGACGUUAAGGAUCACAGCGACGCUUCUCUCCUCCCGUCCACACACAUCUGAUCAAUCACUCACUGUCUGAUUUUAUCACACACUGGGGUUCAGGAACGUUUGGACAGAACGACUGCACAACCUUCUGUUGUAAAUGAGGCCAGACUUUAAACACGUGCACAUCUUUGCCCUCAAAAUGUGAUCGGAGAACGGAUCUGUUUUAGAAUUUUUAGAUUAUUUAUCUAUAAAUUUGUAAGUGUCGUUUUAUUUCAGUCGAGGCUGAAAUGUUUUCUGUAUCGUGCAUCAAUCUGAUGUAUUAUUUGUGUGUACGUGUAGUUUAACACAGUGUUGUUUUGCUAUUUAAGUAUGUUUGUACAAAAUUAUUAUUUUUAUUUUUGUCUGAACUAAUCAUCUCAAGAUAUCAUCUCAUAGCUUAGUUUUUAACAAAUGCUGAUUUGAAAUAUUCAUGUUAACAUUCUCUUAUGAAAUCCACAAGAAUUCAGAAAGUAUCAGUGUUAUUAAAGAACUAAAGAGUAGAAAUAAGUCUAUGUAAAAUCUAUGCAGUAAUAUAAAGUAUUGGUUUUAUGUUUGAUAAAAAUACCAUUUUCUAGUUUGCUUGUUUUGUAUUUUUUACCUAAUCGAGGUUGUGAAAAAGCCAGAGAAAUUUUAAUGAAUAAAACAUAAAUACUUUUUAACAUU